This is a messenger RNA of Meira miltonrushii, 1962 nucleotides long. RefSeq names its product putative isocitrate lyase. The record is from RefSeq and is a predicted model, not a curated record. The coding region runs from base 134 to 1840 and encodes 568 amino acids. Gene Ontology annotation, cellular component: mitochondrial matrix. NCBI's taxonomy places the organism in Eukaryota, Fungi, Basidiomycota, Exobasidiomycetes, Exobasidiales, Brachybasidiaceae. Gene Ontology annotation, molecular function: methylisocitrate lyase activity; isocitrate lyase activity. The transcript has a single exon.
CUUCCGAUCUCAAUCACUUUCUGGAUUCGAGAUGACAUCCCGUUUAAUAAGAAGUAGCUCAAUAGCGCAAAGAUCGCUGCUUCAAUCCCGUCAAAGUGUCGUAGCACGAGGAACAAGUAGAUUUACAGCAAGUAUGACAACGCCAUCAAGCAAUGCUAGAGGUAUCACAAACAUUGCAUCAACACAAGUAUUCUCUGCUCCAGCACCAUUGCGAUUGCAACCUCCAACAGUAAAAGAAGAAGCAGAUGAAUUCAACCGUGCCUGCCAAGAAAUUCAAAAAUGGUUCGAUAGUCCUCGCUUCAAGGGAAUCAAGCGUCCAUAUGGUCCGGCUGAUGUCGUUUCAAAGCGUGGCUCAGUUCCCGUCACACCUCCUCAAUCUUCUUUGAUGGCUGACAAGCUGUUCUCUCUAUUACGCCAUCGAUUUGAAGAACGCAAACCUGUUCAUACUAUGGGUGCUAUCGAUCCCGUUCAACAAUCUCAAAUGGCACAUUUCCUAGAGGUGACGUACAUCAGUGGAUGGGCAGCAAGUAGUGUUCUUACAACAUGUAAUAAUGAAGUUGGACCUGAUUUGGCAGAUUACCCUUACACAACUGUACCCAACCAAGUUCAACGUUUAUUCAAAGCACAAUUACACCACGACCGUAAACAUUACGAAGAAAGAAGUUUGCUAUCUCCUGAACAACGUGAAAAGACACCUUAUACAGAUUAUUUGCGACCAAUCAUCGCUGAUGCUGAUACCGGUCAUGGUGGUUUAAGCUCGGUCAUGCGUCUCGCUAAACUGUUUGCCGAACAUGGAGCAGCAGCCAUUCAUUUGGAAGAUCAAUUGCACGGCGGUAAAAAGUGUGGUCAUCAAGCAGGAAAGGUUCUCGUUCCAACUUCGGAACAUAUCAAUCGUUUGAAUUCAUGCAGAUUGGCAUGGGAUAUCUUGGGUUCGUCCAAUAUGGUCAUCGCAAGAACAGAUAGCGAAAGUGGUAAAUUGAUCAGUUCAAACAUUGACGUUCGCGAUCAUGAAUUUAUCAAAGGUGCUUAUAAUCUACCCGACGGAUCAAAGAGCUUGGCUGAAGUGUUGCAAGAUGCAGAAGCUCAAGGCAAACGUGGUAAAGAAGUGGACGAAGUGGAAAAACAAUGGAUGGACAGUUGCACUUUGUUGACGUUUAAUGACGCAGUUGCUCAACAUAACGCAAAUAACGCACAAGGUGUUGAACAAUACAAGAAGCGUGUUGAAGGAGGCGUUUCUAACAAUGAAGCACGCAAGAUUGCCGCUGAAAUAUUUGGAGCUGAAAACGUGCCAAAGUGGGACUGGGAAGCACCAAGGACGAAGGAAGGAUACUUCCAUUUCACCGGUGGAAUUGAUGCAGCUGUAAAGCGUGUCAACUUGUUUGCACCAUAUGCAGAUAUGUUGUGGCUCGAAACCAAGACGCCCGAUGUGGCAGAAGCAACCGGAUUUGCCAAACGAAUCCAUGAAGUACACCCUGAUAAGAUGUUGGUGUACAACUUGAGCCCAUCUUUCAACUGGUCAGCACACGGAUACGAUGAUCAAUCCCUGCAAUCUUUCAUUUGGGAGUUAGCAAAGGGCGGAUUUGUUUUGCAAUUGAUCUCUUUGGCAGGAUUGCAUUCUACUGGUUUGAUCACCAAUGAACUUGCAAGAGAAUUCAGUACAAAGGGUAUGGAAGCAUAUGUUCGUUUGAUUCAAAGAAGAGAGAAGGAGCUCGGUGUUGAUGUUUUGACACAUCAGAAAUGGUCUGGAGCCGGACUAGCAGAUAGAAUGAUACAAGCUGUCUCAUCAGGUUCUUCUUCUACUUCUGCUAUGGGAGAAGGAUCAACUGAGCAUUCUUUCUGAUCGUGAUGAUUGCCUUGAUUGUGUACCAUAUAGAUUGCCAAAAUUGAAUUGAUUAAUGAGAACAAGAACUUAAAUCCGAACGCGUCUUCUUUUUCACUCGUACGGCGCCUUGUUGAGAGAAU